AUGUCUCAAAAUAAUAUUCCUGUCGCUGGCGCGGCACUGAAUUCGGCCAAGGAACGUCACUAUGCAUACCUUGCAUCUCGUCUGGAUGCGCUGGCAGCGACGAUGCAGCACACUCAACACCACAUGUCCAUUGCAAGCGAACAGGCAGCUUACAUGAAAGACUUGGGCGUGGGGCAGGCGGCGAUGUUUAUGGCAGCACUUGACCAAGUGGACCGUGAGAAUGACAGUGCAUCAGCAGCGGCCAAUGCAUCCGGCUAG
Malassezia globosa CBS 7966 is the source of this 258-nucleotide messenger RNA. RefSeq lists its product as uncharacterized. The record is from RefSeq and is a predicted model, not a curated record. Gene Ontology annotation, biological process: attachment of spindle microtubules to kinetochore. Bases 1 to 258 code for a protein of 85 amino acids. Gene Ontology annotation, cellular component: DASH complex. NCBI's taxonomy places the organism in Eukaryota, Fungi, Basidiomycota, Malasseziomycetes, Malasseziales, Malasseziaceae. Gene Ontology annotation, molecular function: microtubule plus-end binding. The transcript has a single exon.